This is a messenger RNA of Oncorhynchus kisutch (coho salmon), 2597 nucleotides long. Its product is annotated as interferon-induced protein 44. The coding region runs from base 1329 to 2042 and encodes 237 amino acids. The record is from RefSeq and is a predicted model, not a curated record. The transcript has 9 exons. NCBI's taxonomy places the organism in Eukaryota, Metazoa, Chordata, Actinopteri, Salmoniformes, Salmonidae. Gene Ontology annotation, biological process: immune response.
CAGAUGAAACCAAAACAGAAACUAAAAACCAAACAAAAAUAACUAUCCUUCGAGGGGUAUAAAAAGGAGUGUCAGACUUAACCUUGACACUUAUUUGGGACUUCAUCGAAUUCUUGACACAUCUUAUCACUGGAAGACUUGAGAUGGCUUCGAGCUACCACAAGCUGAAGGAAGGAUGAACUGCCUGUCACUAUAAUACCUCCAUCUAAAAAGGCCCUGUUCACACCUGUUGUUUACACCUGAUUUUUGUGAUACAAUCACCAUGAUCAGAUUACUGUCCAACUAUGAUCCAGGGAGUCCACACCAGGGUUUGCGUCAGUUCUGAAUUGAACUGAGGAUACAUUUUGAAUUCCAAUUCACAUCUUGAGUUUGAAUUAUAAAUUGUCUGUACUGUAAAAUGUGACAGUUACCCAAUCUACUAACCUAUGUGCCUUUACUCUGUGAAUGGUCGGUCAAAGUCUGUCUACUAUUUAGUGUUGUUAGGACAUUCAGUCCUCUUUUACCUAUCAUAAGGUUCAAAGUGAACUUGUUGUAUGAUAGGACCAAAUAGGCCUCCCGGGUGGCGCAGUGCCAUCAGAGACUCUGGGUUCGCGUCCAGGCUCUGUCGUAACCGGCCGCGACCGGGAGGUCCAUAUAGAUAUAUAUAUUUUAAGUGACAUGGUUUUAGAAUAUGUCUCUUGUUGCAUUGGGACCAGAUUUCCUGGUGCCAGCCUGUAUGCAAAUUUGUUGAAAGAUAUUUUUUAUUUCAAAAUAAUAUUUUCUAGUUUACACCAACUAUUGAUGCCAUAAGUCAAUGGUGCUACCUGUCAAUUAUUUUAGAAGCCGGUAUAAUUAUGAUUUGAAUUGUUUGACCAUCCAGAUCUGUUUACACUUGGUUGAUAUACAGAUGCAAUUGGUCCCUGAUUACCUCCGGAAGUGGUCUGUAAGAUCAGAUCACAAUCAUAUCACAAUGCGUCUUUAAUUUUCUACCCUGUAAAAAAAAAUGUGGGAACAAUUAUAAAGUGGACAAGAUGAAGACAAAGGAUGCAUGUGAGCACUGGGUAUAAACGAGGCUAGUGAAUAAGAAAAUCAAAUGUAUUAUUUUUAUAUUGUGUGUGUGUGUGUGUGUGUGUGUGUGUGUGUGUGUGUGUGUGUGUGUGUGUGUGUGUGUGUGUUUUUAUUUGUUUGUUUAGAGUAUUUAUUUUGUAUUUCAGUUGUUACAAACUGAAGAAUAAUUUGAGGAGAAAGGCAUGGGGUUGUUUAAAUCCAAACCUAGCCCUCCACCUCCACCUCCAUCACCAGCUUUUAGCAAUGAAUGAAGACGCACACCUUGGGGUCAGAAAGAGGAAAUGCUGCAGAAACUGAAAGACUAUGUGCCUGGAAACCCUCAGGUGAAGACUAUCAGAAUCCUCCUCCAUGGACCAGCUGGAGCGGGCAAGUCCAGCUUCAUCAACUCCAUCAACAAUAUCUUUCAGGACAAAUGUAUGAACAUUGCCUUAGCUGAUAAUUCCUUUGCAGGUGCAAGCUUCACAAAAAAGUAUGAAACCCACAAAAUUGUGAAAGAAAAACCUGGAACCUACUACCCCUUCCUCUUCUAUGAUGUCAUGGGGCUGGAGAAUGGUAUUGACAAAGGAGUUGAUGAGGCGGACAUUGUCAAGGCCCUGAAAGGGCAUGUAAAAGAGGGUUACAUGUUUAAUCCUGCAUCACCUUUAGAAGAGGAGAAUGAGUACUAUGUCAAGGCCCCCACUCCAUCUGACACAGUUCACUGCCUAGUUAGUGCAAUACCAGCUGAUAAACUACCUAUGAUGAAUGCCAACAAGAAUGACGAGACGAAUGAUAUCUUCAAGAAGAUGAGAACCAUCAGACUAGCUGCAAGUUACAUGGGGAUUCCCCAAAUGGUUAUUCUCACCAAAGUGGAUUCAGCCUGUCCAUUGGUGAGGGAAGACCUGAAAAAGGUCUAUUGGAGCAAGUAUAUAAAGAAGAAGGUUCCGGGUUGCCAAGAUAAGCACUCCUGGACCAGAGGCCCUGGCCUACAGUAUGAAAUAAAUGAUAGAGCAGUGUAGUAAUGAACUGGGGGUACCAGUGAACUGUAUCCUGCCUGUGAAGAACUACCACGAGGAAAUCGACUUGGAUGAUGACAUGGAUGUGCUGCUAUUGAGAGCACUGAGGCAGAUGGUGGACUUUGCAGAGGGCUUCAAGCUAUCACAAGCUGACUGAUGGAUGUACAGUUCUCGAUCUACAGCGUGUCACUGUAUAAUACCUCCAUCUAAAGAAGCCCUGUUCACACCUGGUAUUUACACCUGACUUUUGUGAUCCAAUCCCCAUGAUCAGAUUACUCUCCAACUAUGGUCCAGUGCGUCCACAAAAGGGUUGGCAUCAUUUCUGAUUUCUAACUGAAAAUACAUUUAGAAUUUCAUUCAAAUCUUGAGUUUGAAUUAUAAUUGUCUGUACUGUAUAAUCAACUGCUUCCCAAUUUGCUUAUCUAUGUCCCUCUACUCUGGGAAUGGUCUGUCAAAGUCUGUUAGUGUUGGUAGGACAUUCAUUAAACCAUAGUUUCAGUCCUCCUUUACCUAUUGUCACGUUCUGACCUUUAUUUCCUUUGUUUUGUCAUUAUUUAG